This is a messenger RNA of Closterium sp. Naga37s-1, 3252 nucleotides long. The record is from the annotation of a GenBank genome assembly. NCBI's taxonomy places the organism in Eukaryota, Viridiplantae, Streptophyta, Zygnematophyceae, Desmidiales, Closteriaceae.
AUGUCUGUACUCCCUGAAUUGCAAGUCACAAAAAUGCACCCGUUUGUCUCUCCCAUCAUCCUCUCACUCCCAUCAUCCUCUCACGCCCAUCAUCCUCUCACUCCCAUCAUCCUCUCACUCCCACCAUUCUCUCACUCCCACCAUCCUCGUCCCACUCCCAUCACCCUCGUCCCACCCUCACCAUCCUCGUCUCACAUCUAUCCUUUUCUUCCGCACUCGAACCAGAAGCUUCGUCUCACAUCUAUCCUCGUCUCACAUCUAUCCUCGUCUCACAUCCAUCCUCGUCUCACAUCCAUCCUCGUCUCACAUCUAUCCUCGUCUCACAUCUAUCCUCGUCUCACAUCUAUCCUCGUCUCACAUCUAUCCUCGUCUCACAUCUAUCCUCGUCUCACAUCCAUCCUCGUCUCACAUCUAUCCUCGUCUCACAUCUAUCCUCGUCUCACAUCUAUCCUCGUCUCACAUCUAUCCUCGUCUCACAUCUAUCCUCGUCUCACAUCUAUCCUCGUCUCACAUCUAUCCUCGUCUCACAUCUAUCCUCGUCUCACAUCUAUCCUCGUCUCACAUCUAUCCUCGUCUCACAUCCAUCCUCGUGUCACAUCCAUCCUCGUCUCACAUCUAUCCUCGUCUCACAUCUAUCCUCGUCUCACAUCUAUCCUCGUCUCACAUCUAUCCUCGUCUCACAUCCAUCCUCGUCUCACAUCCAUCCUCGUCUCACAUCUAUCCUCGUCUCACAUCUAUCCUCGUCUCACAUCUAUCCUCGUCUCACAUCUAUCCUCGUCUCACAUCUAUCCUCGUCUCACAUCCAUCCUCGUCUCACAUCUAUCCUCGUCUCACAUCUAUCCUCGUCUCACAUCUAUCCUCGUCUCACAUCUAUCCUCGUCUCACAUCUAUCCUCGUCUCACAUCUAUCCUCGUCUCACAUCUAUCCUCGUCUCACAUCUAUCCUCGUCUCACAUCUAUCCUCGUCUCACAUCUAUCCUCGUCUCACAUCUAUCCUCGUCUCACAUCCAUCCUCGUCUCACAUCCAUCCUCGUCUCACAUCUAUCCUCGUCUCACAUCUAUCCUCGUCUCACAUCUAUCCUCGUCUCACAUCUAUCCUCGUCUCACAUCUAUCCUCGUCUCACAUCCAUCCUCGUCUCACAUCUAUCCUCGUCUCACAUCUAUCCUCGUCUCACAUCUAUCCUCGUCUCACAUCUAUCCUCGUCUCACAUCUAUCCUCGUCUCACAUCUAUCCUCGUCUCACAUCUAUCCUCGUCUCACAUCUAUCCUCGUCUCACAUCUAUCCUCGUCUCACAUCUAUCCUCGUCUCACAUCUAUCCUCGUCUCACAUCCAUCCUCGUCUCACAUCCAUCCUCGUCUCACAUCUAUCCUCGUCUCACAUCUAUCCUCGUCUCACAUCUAUCCUCGUCUCACAUCUAUCCUCGUCUCACAUCUAUCCUCGUCUCACAUCUAUCCUCGUCUCACAUCUAUCCUCGUCUCACAUCCAUCCUCGUCUCACAUCCAUCCUCGUCUCACAUCUAUCCUCGUCUCACAUCUAUCCUCGUCUCACAUCUAUCCUCGUCUCACAUCUAUCCUCGUCUCACAUCUAUCCUCGUCUCACAUCUAUCCUCGUCUCACAUCUAUCCUCGUCUCACAUCUAUCCUCGUCUCACAUCUAUCCUCGUCUCACAUCUAUCCUCGUCUCACAUCUAUCCUCGUCUCACAUCUAUCCUCGUCUCACAUCUAUCCUCGUCUCACAUCUAUCCUCGUCUCACAUCUAUCCUCGUCUCACAUCUAUCCUCGUCUCACAUCUAUCCUCGUCUCACAUCUAUCCUCGUCUCACAUCUAUCCUCGUCUCACAUCUAUCCUCGUCUCACAUCUAUCCUCGUCUCACAUCCAUCCUCGUGUCACAUCUAUCCUCGUCUCACAUCUAUCCUCGUCUCACAUCCAUCCUCGUCUCACAUCUAUCCUCGUCUCACAUCUAUCCUCGUCUCACAUCUAUCCUCGUCUCACAUCUAUCCUCGUCUCACAUCUAUCCUCGUCUCACAUCCAUCCUCGUCUCACAUCCAUCCUCGUCUCACAUCUAUCCUCGUCUCACAUCUAUCCUCGUCUCACAUCUAUCCUCGUCUCACAUCUAUCCUCGUCUCACAUCUAUCCUCGUCUCACAUCCAUCCUCGUCUCACAUCUAUCCUCGUCUCACAUCCUAUCCUCGUCUCACAUCUAUCCUCGUCUCACAUCUAUCCUCGUCUCACAUCUAUCCUCGUCUCACAUCUAUCCUCGUCUCACAUCUAUCCUCGUCUCACAUCUAUCCUCGUCUCACAUCUAUCCUCGUCUCACAUCUAUCCUCGUCUCACAUCUAUCCUCGUCUCACAUCUAUCCUCGUCUCACAUCUAUCCUCGUCUCACAUCUAUCCUCGUCUCACAUCUAUCCUCGUCUCACAUCUAUCCUCGUCUCACAUCUAUCCUCGUCUCACAUCUAUCCUCGUCUCACAUCCAUCCUCGUCUCACAUCUAUCCUCGUCUCACAUCCAUCCUCGUCUCACAUCUAUCCUCGUCUCACAUCUAUCCUCGUCUCACAUCUAUCCUCGUCUCACAUCUAUCCUCGUCUCACAUCUAUCCUCGUCUCACAUCUAUCCUCGUCUCACAUCUAUCCUCGUCUCACAUCUAUCCUCGUCUCACAUCUAUCCUCGUCUCACAUCUAUCCUCGUCUCACAUCUAUCCUCGUCUCACAUCCAUCCUCGUCUCACAUCCAUCCUCGUCUCACAUCUAUCCUCGUCUCACAUCUAUCCUCGUCUCACAUCUAUCCUCGUCUCACAUCUAUCCUCGUCUCACAUCUAUCCUCGUCUCACAUCUAUCCUCGUCUCACAUCCAUCCUCGUCUCACAUCCAUCCUCGUCUCACAUCCAUCCUCGUCUCACAUCUAUCCUCGUCUCACAUCUAUCCUCGUCUCACAUCUAUCCUCGUCUCACAUCUAUCCUCGUCUCACAUCCAUCCUCGUCUCACAUCUAUCCUCGUCUCACAUCUAUCCUCGUCUCACAUCUAUCCUCGUCUCACAUCUAUCCUCGUCUCACAUCUAUCCUCGUCUCACAUCUAUCCUCGUCUCACAUCUAUCCUCGUCUCACAUCUAUCCUCGUCUCACAUCUAUCCUCGUCUCACAUCUAUCCUCGUCUCACAUCUAUCCUCGUCUCACAUCUAUCCUCGUCUCACAUCUAUCCUCGUCUCACAUCUAUCCUCGUCUCACAUCUAUCCUGUUCUUCCUCGCUCGAACCAGAAUGUAG